Microbotryum saponariae is the source of this 1997-nucleotide messenger RNA. NCBI's taxonomy places the organism in Eukaryota, Fungi, Basidiomycota, Microbotryomycetes, Microbotryales, Microbotryaceae. The record is from the annotation of a GenBank genome assembly.
AUGUCGAACGACCUGUCGCAGAUGUUUGGGUGAGUAAAACCAUGCGUAUCAUCAUGUGUGGCCUUAAACUCACCGUCGAUCGCGUUUACUUGCGUGAACCCAGUGCAUUCGUCACGCCCGAUAACAGUACGACAAACGCCAGCACCCCCGAUUCGAGCACCGACGCCUCCAAUACGAGUGGCUCUGCUUCCAGCGCGAGUGAUACGCUUUCGCCGUCCUCUUCGGACAGCAAAAAGUCCAAGUCGAGCGAUGGUACCUCGCCGGGCUCGAACUCUUCGGCUGCCGACAGCAGCAGCGACGAUUCUUCGACGGGCUCAGCGACGAACACGGGGGCCGGAAGCAAGACCGAUUCGAGCGACGCCGCGGGAAACGCCACCACCCCCGAUUCGAGCACCGACGCCUCCAAUACGAGUGGCUCUGCUUCCAGCGCGAGUGAUACGCUUUCGCCGUCCUCUUCGGACAGCAAAAAGUCCAAGUCGAGCGAUGGUAUCUCGCCGGGCUCGAACUCUUCGGCUGCCGACGGCAGCAGCGACGAUUCUUCGACGGGCUCAGCGACGCACACGGGGGCCGGAAGCAAGACCGAUUCGAGCGAUGCCGCGGAGGUAUCUCCGUUGCCUUCGCCUUCGCCCUCGCCUUCCCCGACGCCAAAACACAAGAGCAAGAGCAAGCCCAAGGUGACACCAGAGUUGGGGACCCCGGUCAAUACGACCUAUUACACCAACGACACGACGACCAGUACGCCCGAGAAAUCCACCGGAAGCACUGGCACGGGGUGGAAUACGACUCUAGCCUCGAAAACAACCCCAACGCCGGACUCUGGGUCCAAACAUGCGACUGAUUCAGGGGUGGACAACUCUACACUAAGCAUGAAUGCGACGACCACUCCCAAUACUCUCAACGCAACAACGAAUGGGUUGAGCGCGUCGAACGACACUGAUGCCACGUUGAGCCUGAACACGACCUCUCUCCCCGCGUCCGAUUCAACUCAGAGCGACUCGGAUGGGGUCGACUCAACGAAUGUCCUCAAUACGACUGUGGCAAAAUCAAAAUCAACCGUGGGGAAAACGACGGGAUACAACGCGUCGAACCCUUUCAACGUUUCUGUGACGAGUACGUCGGACAAUAACACCUCGGACAAUAACACCAACUCGACCGCGGGUCUUGACGGUACCAACACCGAUGACAGCCCCGAGGGGACCAAUUCGACCUCUACUCCAGACCAGUUGAACACGACGUCGACUCUUAACACCACAGAGGCAACCUCCGUUGAUCCUUCGAGUCUAUCAAACUCGACUUUCGACGACAGCACCAUCAACGAUUCGAACGCCACGUUCGCUGGCACAGGUGCCAACACAACUGCCGGAACGUUGAACGCGUCGACCCUGGCGAGUUCGGAUGCGACCACCAGUCCGAACACCACCACUCCGGACAUCACCAGUUCGAACAUCCCCACUCCUGACACCACCACUCCAAUUACAACCGCUCCGAAAACCACCACUCCGGACACCACUCCGAACACUACCCCUCCGGACACCCCCACCCCGAACACCACCCCUCCGGACACCCCCACCCCGAACACCACCAUUCCAAUGACAACCGCUUCGAACACCACUAAUCCGGACACCAGCACUCCGGACAUUGCCACUCCUAACAUCAUCACUCCGGACACUCCGAACACCACCACUCCAAUGACAACUCCUUCGAACACCACCACUUCCAGCACCACCACUCCGGACAUCACGAACACCACCACUCCGGACACCACCAGUCCGAGUACCACCACUCCGAUGACAACCGCUCCGAACACCACCGCUAAUUACGGAACUUGGGAACCUCCCAACCAGUACGGGAAUACGACGACGAGCACCAAUGACACGACGACUGGCACGACGGGUGCUGAUACUGGAGCAGCGACGGAUUCGACGAACACCACACAGCUCGACGAGGGAAGCAACGCUGUAAACCUCACCUCGACCGCCAACGCGACGAGAUAUUGA